Molecule: messenger RNA, 5286 nt
Organism: Porites lobata
Lineage: Eukaryota; Metazoa; Cnidaria; Anthozoa; Scleractinia; Poritidae
Source: the annotation of a GenBank genome assembly
CGUUCUUUCACCUGCAACAAUAGCUCAAACGCUGUAACUUCAUUUUGUCGUAGUAUGUCGGAUUCAGGCGUCGAGCAAGAAAUCAGAUGUGAUGCAACGGUGAGUCUAAGGUUUUGAUCGGCGAUUUAAUAAGAAAAAUCACCUAGCUUUCAUUGAAAUGUAUUGGGGAAAUGUGUUCUGUAGAGCACUGCGGAGAAAGACAGCUGAACGCGUUCGCUGGCCGCAGCAUGCAUCUGACACCACAUGAUAUGAUUUUACAGACAUUCCGUUUGUUCGUUAGGUUGAUCCUAAGAAGAAAGGAAAACCGAGGAAAGGGAGGCCAAGGAAAGCACUCGUACAGGUUUGCCUUCUUUACCACCUUCACCGUCCGGUGGCUAUUUUGUGUUGUUUUACUUUCAAUCGCGAUUCGCCGUCGCGUUGAAAAUGUAGAACGGUGCAUUUUAGUAAACAGGGUGACUUUGAUGUGUAUUUUUUCAGUGACACUAGCACGAGCGGCUAAAUUAUUAUUUUUGUUUUCUGUAUGAUUGUUGACAAUCGGAUGAUGUAAUUUAGCACAUGUAUACACAUGGUUUCGGUUUCAACUAAUAAACGCAAACCGCCUUUCACUUUACCUAUAAAGCGUAUAACAUCUGCAGAGAAUUACUCUCAAUAAAAUCAUUUGUUGUUUGCAUAGAAGAAUAUAAAAGUGGUAAAAAGAAGUAGUGACGGCCUUAAAUUAAACGAGCUGUUUCUGAACUACGGAAUAUUAUUAUAAAUUCAAGUGAUUUGGUAUAAUGUUUUUACAACUUCAGAGCACAGUUUAAUGAGGCCCUGCCGGGGGGGGUGUCCCAUGUCGCCCGUCUGAAUUUUAAAACGUCUCGUGUCGGUGUUUAUAAAUGCUUGUCGCUUAUUGUCGGCUUUGCCGUCACUGUCACAAUUUGGCCGAGGGAGGUUGUCUCUUGUCGCGAUUUCAUUUUACGCACUGUCGCUACACAGUCGGGGAGCCGAUUAGUACCAUUUUUUUUAUGCCAAUCGGUUCCUGACAGUCAAACCUCUUAAUAAAGACACGUACAGCACAAAUAUUAAUGCUCAGCAAAGUGUCGAUCUGUACAUAGAGAUUGGCUGUUUCAAGGAGGGUGACCCCCAUGACCAGGUUUAUGCUAAAGCUCAGAACUAUGGGAUUUCCAUAAUUUGGAAAAUAAUACUGCAUAAAAAUUAUGUAGUGUUAUUUUCUUACCAUAUACCAGACAUAACUUAUCGAUGACAUUAAUGACAUCAAUGAAUGAGUUAUCAAUAGCUGGUAAUUGAUGGGUAAUCAGUUGAUUAUUAGGCAUUGAUUAUAUCCAUUAUUCAAUGAGUCAUCGACAGAUAAUCGAUAGGCCACAACAUUUUCAUUCAUCGAUUCAGUCAUUGACUGAUUUUUUAUUUAUCGAUUUAAUCUCAUGGGUAUGCAUUUAAAACCAUGCCAAAUUGAAAAUAAAGAAACAAAAACUUCUUUGACAUAAAUAUCCUGAUACAAGCUUUAUUUAUUCAUGAUUUUUUACCCGGUAGACCCUCUGCGGUGGGUGCAUUUCCCAACAAAGGCACAGACUCUAAUAGCCAAGAGAUCAGAAUAUGACAGAUAACUCAACCUUCUGAACAUUUCAUUUCUGAUAUUUCAGUUACUGUCCAUUAAACCUACAUACAUCGGUUUUCUACAUGCAACUUCAGUUCCGAUUUGGCUAUUAUUAUGGUCAAGAACCAUUUAACGUAAAUUUUUAUCACAGGAGAUAAGUUAGAAAAAAGAUUGCUAGAAUUGUGUGAGAUGUGUAGUCGAUGACUAAUCAAUGGAUAAUCAUUAGAUCAUCAACCAGUAAUCGAACGCAUCAAUUAUUCAUCAAUGACAUCAAUGAGUAAUCAUGCAAAAAAAAAUUCAAUGUCCUUGAUGAGUAAUCGAUAGGCCACAAAAUUUUUGGCCAUCAAUUAGUCAUUGAUUGCAGGUUAUAGCAAAUAAUCUGCAAUGACUAAUCAGUUGAUUACCCAAUGAUUACUCAUUGAUAACUCAUUGAUGUCAUUCAUCAUCGAUUAGUUAUGGUACAUCUGGUACUUAUCACGACACAAUAAAUAACCCUCUAAUUGACCAAAUGUUACAAUAUUAUUAUAAUAAUAGAGGGCUGAAAGUAACUGUAUUGUUCUAUGUUGUAUGGGCCCAUAGGACCCCAAUUUAUUGGCCAAUUCCUAGCAUACUUCCUCGAAUAAUAGCUGUCCCUCGAUUAAUCUCCUCUCUCAAAUAAUUGCCCUCCUUUAACAGAAAUAUUUAAAAUAAUCGCAUUCCUCAAGUUAUCGCCCUCUCCAACCCCUAUCGCCUUCUUCUGCAAUCUGAUCCAACAAAAUUGAUUGGUAAAUCAAGCUCUGAUGCCAAGGAUAUUGACAUUGAAAAUUGAUCAGCGAACCAAAUUUGGAACACUUUAAAAGCCUGUUUCAAGGUCAUGUUCACAGAGCAAUAUUUGAAAAUAAUAAUGCCUCCCUCAAAUAAUCGCGUCUGUAUUAACUUAGCCUUAACUACAAGCAUCCACUGUGGGAGAACUUCCUGUAAUGGCCUAUACAUGGACGAACGGCCUAAAAAUGGCAUGUAUUUUAGGCUUUGGGUGUAAAAGAGUUUGGGUAUCGGGAAAUCUGUCAUCUAGGUAAAUGGCCUUUAUAAUGACAAGAUAUUUUGAGCCUUUGGCUCCUUACAGUUGUAUAUAGCUGUAACAUUUUUAGUUUGAUACUCUCCUAUAGUAUAAUUCAUUAAUGAGCUUAUUUCAUUCCAAGGGUUUAGAAAAGGGAUGCAGUGUUCUUAAUUUUUAGUUAAAAAUAAUAAAUAAAUAAUCAGAUAUAAAAUGAAUCAAGAAAUAGAUAAAUUGUAAGGAUUUGACGGUUUUACAUCCACAUACUGGUUCUAAUUCAUCUGCCAUUCCUGAUCAAAUUGGAGUCAGAAUUUUAGACUUCAAGAAAAUGGGAAAACGGGACUACCAGGAGAAAAAUGUCUUGCAACGGAAAGGAAACCAACAACAAAAUCAACCCACAAUUAAAGCACUGCCCCACCCUUUCUCUUCAAGGGAGAAAGGGGUACCAUUUUUCAGUGGAAGGUGUUUGAAAGGGCAUCUCUAUUAAAGUUUCUUUGCUACUAUUAUUGUCCUUUGCUUGAUAAACACUGCCACAACCGUAAUUUGUAAAGUGUAGUCACUCUCUUUUAAAAAUAUAAUAUCUGAAGGAAAGCAGAAAACUUGGUAUAUAAACAAGGUCAAACCCAGUGCAUGUUUAAUUUACUCAAAGGCUAGCUAGGGUACUACCCUGUAUACAUGUAUUAAUUAUUUAGGUGAACUGUAGCCUGCGCGCAGACGAAAUUAAACUCUGGUUAACUCCAUCUGCGAAACAGCGCCGAAAUCCUUGUUCUGGACUUCCAGCUGUGUACCCAGAUUUGAGUACGCGCCACGAUUGGCCAGUUAAAAAAGGCCUUUGUUUUGUUUGUCGUAAUCGCCAAUCAGGUUGAAGGGGAAUUCGAAAUGCACUUCCGGUAAUUCGUUGAGUCCGUUGGGGGUCCAGAACAAGGAUCUCUGCGCUGCUUCGCAGACGGUACUAAUCAGAGUUUAGUUAUCGUCUGCACGCAGGCUAGGUGAACUGGUGCAACUGUAAAAUGGUUACACCAAAGAUUUUGGUGAGCAAAGGAUAGACAUUCACUCCAUACAUAAUGUGAUUACAGUAUAUUUUAUUAUUUCUUAGGCAAGUGACAUACCUACCACUCAGCUGUUAAUGCCCCCCACAGCUGUACAAGCACCUUCACAGACAGUACCUCAAGGUGCACAGACAGUGGUGCAACCUUUACAAACCUUGUACCAGCCUCUUCAAGCAGUGCUUCAUCCUCAGCAAACAAUUCUUUCUCCUCCACAACCAAUGGCCCAGCCACCACAAACUGUACCCCAUCCCCCACAUACACUUCAGCCACAGCAGGCUCCACAGGUGCUGCUGCAGCCACCUCAAACAGUUCUUCAGCCUCCACCAGCUAUACUUCAGCCUCCACAGGCAGUACUUCAGCAUCCAUCGGUACUCGUCCCUCAACCACCCAAGCCUGGUUUAAGUGAGAACAACCCACCACCUUCUUCAUUUGUCCAAUUUUCUGCAUUUCCAAACACCUUUUCAUCUCCAGUGUUGAACAGUGCCCUACAAGCACCCAUUCAGCAGGCCGUUCCGACUACCAUGGCAAAUACUAAUUCCCAGACAUCCACCAUGAGCUUGCUUAAUGCUCUGCAUGAUGAAAAGUUAGGUUUGCUCUUGCCUGUAAUUGUGAGAAUGGAACACAAAAUGGAUCAACUCAUGGCUAUGAUGGGUCAAAUGGGAAGCCAACUAAAUUCCAUUAUCAUGGGAAACCAAUCAAAUGUUUCGUUGACUGGACGACAUGCAAAUACGGGGAUUAUGGGAAGCCAAUCAAAUGCUCCAGUGGUGGGAAACCAGUCAAAUGCCGCUACGGUAGGAAAACAAUCAAAUGCGGUAGUGAUGGGAAAACAAUCAAAUGCUGAAGUGGUGAGGAACCAAUCAAAUGUCGCCAUAACAUGGAGCCAAUCAGAUGGGACUACAACCGGGAACCAACCAAAUACUGCUAUGUUUGGUAGCCAAUCAAAUGCCACAGUGGCGGGAACUCAAAAUAGUACUGCAUUGAAUAUUAAUAACCCAGUGAACAGUCAUUUAGGGUCAAAUAAUAAUGUGGACCUAACUCCAUCAAAUGCACGACAGGCUAACUCUGUAACUAUCGAGGCGCAGGCAAUUUACACGACGGAUGGACCUCAAUCAAAUGUUCCUAGCAACGAAACAUCGAGCGUCUUAAAUGAAUCGCCUACUCACAUACAGACCAGAAGUCAACGAAACAAAGACAAAAGUAGCAAUGAGCGAGUUGUUACGGGUAGUUCAAAUUUACCAGCCUUUUACAUGUCAAAGGAAUAUCUCACGGCUUUGAAAACAAAAUCCACCUCCGCUAAGAAUUUCGCCGUGCGGCUAAUGCGAGAGCUGUUUACGAAGGUGGAACUUGAGGGAAAGAAUAUUUCAGGAUCCCGAGGGAAAGAUCAAGUAGAUCCCGAAAGAAUAAAAACGAUUAAAGAACUUGUCUUUAAGAUGUACAACACGUUACCCGAGGACAUGGAUUUAGAAUGGAGAAACUGUCGGAAAGCUAUGGACUCGUUUUUGCGCUCCAAGAAGCAUAGAGAACUUGGAGAACAGCGCGCGCAACAAAAUGCUGAAUUGUUGAACUCGUUGUCGAUGGGUACUCUUAACAGCGAGCAGACUGACGAGUAA